AAUCCCUUCAUUUAACAAUCAAAUUAUUGUUUUAUUUGUUUGGUUUUACAUUGUAAAUUGUACAGCUGUUAUGUAGCCUGAAAGGAAGCGGUUUUACUUUCAAAUACCACCCCGCAGACGCCAAACUCCAACCUGCAAGAUGCCCAAGAAAGGUAAAGGAAAGGGUAAAAAAGCUAAGGCAAGGCUCACCAAGGCCGUGCUCGAGCAGCCUGCUUUAGCUGUCCCGAAAGAGCCAGUUUUCGAUAGAAAUCUGCCUGUUUUUUCCUUCGAUCUUGUGAUGACGCAUCUGGAUGUGACUGGCGUGCCGCUGACCGAUCCCCUGAAGCUGGUGGUGUCGGUCACCUUUGGGGGUAACACUUUCUCCCUAACGGCCAGUAAGACAAGCAUCGAUGUCUUCAAUUCCUCUGCCAAUCUGACCUUCCAAAAGGAGCCCAAGGAUCUGGUGGACAACAUCAUGGAGAACGGUCUGGGCUUUGAGGUGACCUACGACAGCGAGUUGGUGGGUGUGGGUAAAACGCGUUUGCCCAAGAAACUGACAAAUAGCAUUAACCUGGACAUGAAAGAGUUCUCCUAUACGCGCACCUGUAACCUGGAAUUGGAUGGCAAGCCAAAGGGCAAGCUGGAGUUUUUAUGCAAGUUGUUCAUCAAGUGUGGCGAUUAUGCCAGGGCUGGCGAAACCUGCCGAAAUUUAGAUAAGAACAUUAGCCCGCAGGACAUAGUAUUUGUUAUUGGCAAGUCAAAGACUCAUCCAAACGCUUGUGACCCUUGUCGCGAGGCUCUGGAGAUCGAUGCCAGAAAACAGAAGGAUUAUGUUAUCCAAUCGAGUCCUGUUUCCAGAUAACAGGCAGCAUGAGUAAUUUAAGGCAAUAUUCUUAAACAUUUAAACCAAAUAAAUAUUACAUGAAAAUUCAGACAAAGUAUCUUGAGGAAGAGCUUUCCUGUUA
This is a messenger RNA of Drosophila kikkawai, 944 nucleotides long. RefSeq lists its product as uncharacterized. NCBI's taxonomy places the organism in Eukaryota, Metazoa, Arthropoda, Insecta, Diptera, Drosophilidae. The record is from RefSeq and is a predicted model, not a curated record.